GGUGGAAAUUGCGCAUAUUUGUGUGUUCAUAUUUGCAUUGCACCUGUCGUUGCUUAUCAGCUGUGCGAAUUCUUUAUUUGAAAGUGAAUCUUUAAAGAUCUUUUUUUGAAAAUGUUACGUUACUGUAGUAUCUUAUUGCGCCGCAAUUGUCCACAAUGGAGUAAUUCAAGAAAGUUCCACCGAGGGAACAUUCUGGCAAGUGUGAAACCGGAUAAUUAUCCCUUGGAGGGAAUCAAAAUUUUGGACCUAACUCGAAUCGUGGCCGGUCCCUAUUGUACGAUGGUUUUAUCGGAUUUGGGAGCGGAAGUUUUCAAGAUCGAGCGACCGUUUUACGGAGAUGAAUCCCGAAAGUGGGGUCCCCCAUUCCUGCAAGAUUCAGUUGAUUCGGUUUACUUCAUGGCGUCGAAUCGAAACAAGAAAAGCGUAUGCGUGGAUUUGAAGAAGGGAAAAGACGUGAUUUAUGACCUGGCUCGAAAGUGUGAUGUCCUGGUGGAGAACUAUGUUCCUGGAAAGUUAGAUAAAUUUGGGCUAGGAUACGAAGACCUGAAGAAGAUUGCUCCCUCGCUGAUUUACUGUUCUAUUACGGGAUACGGGUCGGUAGGACCAUAUAAAGGCAAACCUGGUUACGAUGUGAUUGCUGCAUCAAUGGGAGGCUUACUUCACAUCACCGGAAGUGAAAAUGGUGCCCCAGCUAAAGUAGGAGUUGCCAUAACGGAUAUUGCUACAGGACUAUAUGCGCAUGGAGCUAUUCUGGCUGCGUUGUUACAGCGAUACAGAACAAAUCGCGGUCAAAAAAUUGAUGUCAAUUUAUUCUCGACACAAGUGGCCUCUCUCAUCAAUGUGGCCAGUAAUUAUUUGAACGCAGGAAAGGAAGCUAAACGCUGGGGAACGGCGCAUGAAAGUAUUGUUCCUUAUGAAGCUUUUCCCACUAGCACCGGUCAUAUCACGAUUGGUUGUGGAAGCAAUGCUCAGUUUGAAGCACUUUGCAAUUACCUGGAGAUUCCGGAGGUCGCCAAAGACUAUCGUUUCGUAACCAAUCAAACCCGCGUCAAGCAUCGUCAAGAGUUGAUUUCUAUUCUAACACCAAUAAUUCAGCAGCGUACCUCUGCCGAAUGGAUGAAUAUAUUUGCCAAUGCACCAUUUCCAGUAGGACCUAUCAAUAGCAUGGCAGAUGUUUUCCACGAUCCGCACAUUCAAGCAAUUGAACUGGUGAAGAGUCUCGAUCAUCCUACAGCGGGAAAGGUGAGGGUUGUUGGCCCUCCGGUCGUGUACAGUGAAGCCAGCAAUCAAGCACAGAGUGCCCCGCCCCUCCUGGGAGAACAUACUGAUUUGGUUCUACGUGAGUUGCUGAACUAUACGGAUGAGCAAAUAACAAAGCUCCGUCAGAAUGAGAUUAUUCAAUGAUAUUCUCAGAUGCAUUUGAAACAAAAGAUCUAUGAUAUUAAAAAGCAUUUAAUGAGACAUAACUUUUUUAUUAGAUUGU
Ochlerotatus camptorhynchus is the source of this 1483-nucleotide messenger RNA. Its product is annotated as succinate--hydroxymethylglutarate CoA-transferase. Gene Ontology annotation, molecular function: catalytic activity. Bases 112 to 1404 code for a protein of 430 amino acids. The transcript has a single exon. NCBI's taxonomy places the organism in Eukaryota, Metazoa, Arthropoda, Insecta, Diptera, Culicidae. The record is from RefSeq and is a predicted model, not a curated record.